Choloepus didactylus (southern two-toed sloth) is the source of this 1623-nucleotide messenger RNA. It is a transcript of the gene DHRS11, whose product is annotated as dehydrogenase/reductase 11. The record is from RefSeq and is a predicted model, not a curated record. Lineage: Eukaryota; Metazoa; Chordata; Mammalia; Pilosa; Megalonychidae. The coding region runs from base 189 to 989 and encodes 266 amino acids. Gene Ontology annotation, molecular function: oxidoreductase activity. The transcript is spliced from 7 exons.
CCGGCGAGAGGGCAGGGGGGUGGGGUGGAGUCCGGCCAGAGGUCGUGCAGGUUGGGGGCAGGACUAGGGCAGGUCAGCGGUGGCUGGCGUGGAGGUGACCAGAGUGUCCUGGCCUCCCCGCCCCGGGGCAGGGCUCCGCGAUCCAAGUGCCCAGCUCGGGGAGCGAGGUGGGCGGGAGACUGGGGACCAUGGCCAGGGCAGGCAUGGAGCGGUGGCGCGACCGGCUGGCACUGGUGACGGGCGCUUCGGGUGGCAUCGGCGCGGCCGUGGCCCGAGCACUAGUCCAGCAGGGACUGAAGGUGGUGGGUUGUGCUCGCACCGUGGGCAACAUCGAGGAGCUGGCUGCCGAAUGUAAAAGUGCAGGCUACCCCGGGACCUUGAUCCCCUACAGAUGUGACCUGUCAAAUGAGGAGGACAUCCUCUCCAUGUUCUCAGCUAUCCGCUCGCAGCAUAGCGGCGUGGACAUCUGCAUCAACAAUGCUGGCCUGGCCCGGCCUGACACCCUGCUCUCAGGCAGCACGAGCGGCUGGAAGGACAUGUUGAAUGUCAAUGUGCUGGCCCUCAGCAUCUGCACCCGGGAAGCCUACCAGUCCAUGAAGGAGCGGAAGGUGGACGAUGGGCACAUCAUUAACAUCAACAGCAUGUCUGGCCACCAAGUGGUGCCCCAUUCCAUGGUCCAUUUCUACAGUGCGAGCAAGUACGCUGUCACUGCGCUGACAGAGGGCCUGAGGCAAGAGCUUUGGGAGGCCCAGACCCACAUCCGAGCCACGUGUAUCUCUCCAGGUAUGGUGGAGACGGGAUUCAGCUUCAAACUCCUUGACAAGGAACCUGAAAAGGCAGCUGCCAUCUAUGAAAAAAUAAAGGUGGGGCCUCCAUCUGGGCCCAGAAGCCACUCAUUCCCUAGUGUCUCAAACCUGAGGAUGUGGCCGAGGCUGUCAUCUACGUCCUCAGCACCCCUCCACACGUCCAGAUUGGAGACAUUCAGAUGACGCCCACGGAGCAGGUGAUCUAGUAUCCUGCGGGGAGCCCCUCCUUCCCUCCCUACCUCCCCAGCUUGGCUCCUGCCUCAGGAUUUUCCAUGUUGAUAUCUCGACUCCUGGAUUCCACUUUCCCUCCUCAUCCACACCAAGGGCUAGAAAAUUUGUUUAAGGUUUUUAACAUCAUCUGGUCAAACUGUUUCCUCUCCAAGUGUGACAAUGGGUUAGGGAAAGGAGGUAGUGUCCCUGUUUGUUUUAUCUAACUUGUUCUGGCUCCCUUCUCUGGCUCCUUGGCCUCUGUCUGCUGUCUUCAGUCUCUUCCCUUUGAUGUGGGGAAGGGCUGUGGUCAAAAGGACAGCUUUCCCUUAUCUUCUUGCACCUCAACCUCUGUCCCUGAGGACUGGGGUGGCAGAGAGAGGUCUUCACCUUUUAUCUGAAAGAUUUAUCCUGUGCUCCAGGCUUCCUUUUAGUGCCCUGCUGUCCCCUGGCGCCUUCUCUUCUUCCUUCCCAGUUCUCCAGCCCAAUCUUGGCUUCUUGACACUGGGUGGGGUCAUCACUCCUUUCUGACUGGCAGCAGAUUUCCAGGCCUGGCUCCCAAGUGGAUUUCACUGUGAUAAUUAAAAAAAAAAAAGUCCCAACCAACCUA